GCAGGUACCUAAAAUUUUUUCCUUGAAUACGCCACGCCCUGCGUCGUGCUAAAAUGCGAAUUUGUGGAGGAUCCAAGACAGCGUACAAGGCAUUCGGACAAUUCUUAAUCAUCAUCUUAACAUUGGGCAGUUUGCAAAUUUUUGUGCAUCUGUCCACCUUGUUUCGCAGCCAGCGAAUUGGCCAAGGAAGGAUCACUGCAUUGGCAAGGAAUGAUUCGGGAUUCAAGGUCGAAAUGGACGUCAGUGAUCGAGGCGAAAUCAGAUGGCGUCUGGGCAACUCGUGGCUCGCGUUCGUCGACCUGGCCCGCAAACCCGGCGUGGAACCCAUUUUAUGGGAACGCCAGAAAUGCUGGCCAUCCGCGACCCACGACCCCGAGAUCCACACAGUCUACAUCGUGCUGUCGACGGCAAAACAGACCCGCGAGAGACGCGUGGCAAGAGAAACUUCCCUCGGGCAAGCAUACCUUCGGGCUCAUGGCAUCUGCGCCAUUUUUGUCAUAGGGGAAUCAUUCAGUCUGGAGAAUGAAUGGCGUCUGGGCAACUCGUGGCUCGCGUUCGUCGACCUGGCUCGCAAACCCGGCGUGGAACCCAUUUUAUGGGAACGCCAGAAAUGCUGGCCGUCCACGACCCACGAUCCCGAGAUCCACACAGUCUACAUCGUGCUGUCGACGGCAAAACAGACCCGCGAGAGACGCGUGGCACGAGAAACUUCCCUCGGGCAAGCAUACCUUCGGGCUCAUGGCAUCUGCGCCAUUUUUGUCAUAGGGGAAUCAUUCAGUCUGGAGAAUGAAGUUCCGCCGGCUACCGGAAGUGUAGAAAACGAAAUCGUCUACACUGACCACGGAUAUCCAAUACGGCGUUUCAUCCUAGAAGAGGCUGAAAAGUUCGGCGACUUGGUCAUGAUUGAUUCACCCGAAGUAGUAGUUCUUUCCGGGUUCGCGUGGGCUCAACUAUUCGCACCAUCCGCAAAAUACGUGGGACGAAUCGACGUGAAAACUUUCGUCAAUGCCGCACGGCUGGUUCAAGAAUUGAAAACAAAACUCCUUAAUCAUGACGUUCUUGGGACUCAAGCCCUUCCAAGAGACAUAGCGGAUGCCAGAAAUUACUCUUUUCGGGUCGGACGAGUCUUGAGAGGUUCAGCGAUGGAGACAGAGUUUGCAAUGGGAUUCGCUUACUUUGCAACCAUGACUUACGCCAAUAUGGUCCUGGGGUACGCAGAUAAGAAUGAAAGCGAUUUCGAACCCGUCUGGGAUGACGUUUACGUCACGGGAAGAGCCGCCAAGGCACUGGGUGCAAAAAUCCUUUGGAUCCCCAUAGACUACUCUGGCAACUUCACUUUUGAAAUCGGAUGCGAAGGACCACGUGACUGGAUCACAGACACCGGGGCCAUGAGAGCUCACACAGCACCAGUGGCUUCCUACUGCGGAGAUGAAUUCAUCAAUCGAAUCGUUUACAACAAGCUGACAUGGGUCGGCAUCACUGAGCGAUUACGAGACUACGGAUACGAGUCCUGCUUCAUGGCUUACAACGAACAGACUGGCAUUGAUCAAAGCGCCAGUCCGGGCCCAUUUUACUACAUCUGAAAAAUUGCGUUGGACACAAAAACCCAGACAUUUCAUGAAAUCGCUGAAUUCAAGCCCGUGUUCAACGAAACGCUCCCCCCUUAUGUAUAUGCAUCCGAAAGGAAUAGGAUCACUCUGCAUCGGGAAAAAAAUCUUGUGGAACGAACAGAAUCUUGAAAAAAUUGUAUGAGACUUUAUUGAUGGAAAAAGAGAAGUAAAUUGCAAAAAAGUUCAGUUGCGACGGGAAUUAUAAUCUACUGAACUUAUUACACAAUGGGGUCGAUUAAAAAAUAGAAGGAAUAACGGCGCGAAGUUUUGUGGUGAACUUUCCUCCGAG
Messenger RNA from Notodromas monacha, 1899 nucleotides. Lineage: Eukaryota; Metazoa; Arthropoda; Ostracoda; Podocopida; Cyprididae. The record is from the annotation of a GenBank genome assembly.